AUGGUGCUCACACCGCCCCAUCCAGCGUUGGACAUCAACGAAGUGGCCAUCCCAGCCCUCGCCAACUUUUGGUCCUCCUUCACAGCGCACUUUCCCUCUGCGCUCUCCUUCUUCUCUCCUGCCGUUCAGUCGAAAUGGUACGCUACGGCAGACCCGCUGCACUCGGCCGUGGUCAUCUGCGCGGCUUUUAGCACCUACUGCUACGUCAUGCAGGAAAUCACUGGCAACGCCAGUCAGGUGGACGGUCUGUGGACCUUUUUGCCAGGUGAGUCGCUCUCGCCAGUCGGUAGCACACCGUCCAGCAGACGGCAGUUGUUGGAUGAGGAAAGUAACGCGAUUCGCCUUGACCGCUUACUUGCCUUGCUGCUGGCUUGGAACACGCAGUGAUCUACACUUUCCACUUUACAUUUCAACGUGCCAUCGGCCACUGGCUCCAACCUCCAUCCCCGGUCACCAGCUUUUUCCAAAAGUCCGCAGCGCCAGUCUCGGCAUUCGAUCUGAUCGAGCCCCGCUUGUUGUUAAUCUUCGGAUUGCAAGUGCUCUGGUCAGCUCGUCUCACCUUCAAUGCCGUCCGCAGAGGAAUGUUCAAGAAGGGAGAAGAGGAUUACAGGUGGCCUUUGCUGAGGGCAAGCAUGUCUCGCGUCGCUUGGGAGAUCUUCACCCUGACAUUCAUCGCCAUCGCUCAAAACAUCUUGCUGGCCUUGACCGCCGCUCCCUCUUACCUCAUCCUCACCGCCACCAGCGGCAAAUUCAAGAAUAGCCCUCUGCCGAAUCCUCCUUCCUCGCUCGGUGUAGGCGAUUGGGCUAUCGCCGCUCUCCUCGUUCUGAACCUGGUCAUUCAAUUCUUUGCGGACCAGCAGCAGUGGGAGUAUCAAAACUUCAAGCGGGGCAAGGACAAGUACGGCAAGUCGCUCAAUGCUAGCAAAGAUGGAAAGUCCAGUCUCGUAAAGCCAAGUGCAAGCAAAGGUCCUCUUGCACAGGAUGGUACCGUAUCUGCAGCAAAGGGCAUCACGAGCGGUCCUUACACACCCCAAGAUGCUCAAAGAGGUUUCGUCACAAAGGGUCUCUGGGCCUUCUCCAGACAUCCCAACUUUGCCUGCGAACAGACGACAUGGUGAGCAUACAGAGCAAAGCCCAAGUCAUUGCCCUGGGUUGUGACCCACCCUUUUGACGCGUUUCACAUUUGAACCCCCCCCCUUUUUCCAGGUGGAUUCUUUACCUCUACGUUCCCCUCACAUUCCUGCCUUCGUCUCCUGCCACGAGCGUGUUGCGCUACACUGCAACGUACGCUCUAAUCUCCCCUCUUCUGAUGAACAUUCUCUUCUUCGCUUCCACCAUCUAUUCGGAGAGCGUGUCAGCGGGCAAGUACCCUGCGUAUGCCGACUACCAAAAGCGGGUAGGUAUGUUCCUGCCCUUGGACACGGCCGUCCGUAGCAUUUACUUCGCUUUCCUCGCGGGCGGCGAGACGAAGAAGGUAGUGGAGGAGAAUGUGUGGGGCACGCCUACUAAGGAUGUUGUCAAGAAGCAGUAG
Molecule: messenger RNA, 1531 nt
Organism: Ceraceosorus bombacis
Lineage: Eukaryota; Fungi; Basidiomycota; Exobasidiomycetes; Ceraceosorales; Ceraceosoraceae
Source: the annotation of a GenBank genome assembly